Messenger RNA from Funneliformis geosporum, 287 nucleotides. Lineage: Eukaryota; Fungi; Glomeromycota; Glomeromycetes; Glomerales; Glomeraceae. The record is from the annotation of a GenBank genome assembly.
AAUCUUUUCCAAAGAAAUCGAUUAAAGAAAAAGUUGAUACAUUAAAUGUUAAAUCAAACGAAGAAAUCCCGGAAAAUAAUACGAUGGAAAAAAGAAUCAAAGAUUUGAAAGAAGAGAAUAAAUCUUCACAAGGACGUUCAGAUUUAGAGCAAGAAACGCCAUCACAUAAUGCAAGAAUGAAGAAAUGUAAUAGAAAUGAAGUUAAUGGGAAUAAUUAUACUAGAAGACAAAAAUUUGAAAUUAAAAUGUGGGGUAAACUGCUUAAAAGGAAAAAUAAAAAGAAUUAG